GUCAUACGCCAAUCCGACAUCGACGAACGAUCGUUCCGCCUACGCGCCGAUCUCGAAGCGGAACGUCGAUCGCAAUAGCGCGUGAACGUUUAUCCCCCGCUUGAUUCUCUUCGCGGAUCACCGAAAUAUCUCUUCUCACCGCGCGCGUUUAACCUCGCGGAAUCGCGCCGGUCUUGAUCGCGCCUCGUGACUUUAGGUUUCUUUGAAAUUGUCCAAGUGUCGCAUUUGCUGAGUAUACCAGUCGUGAUUGUUGAAUUAGAGAACCAGACAAAACACAGAUAAAUCAAAUUGGGCCGGGCGGUUCAACAAUUUGGUGAUAGAAUAAGAAGGAUAGAAAAAUUAAGUGAUUAGAAGUGACAUACGUUUUACAGUGCGGAUCUUGAAUCUUGAAUUACCCUACCGCGUUUGAUAUCUGAUAACGAAUGAUUGAGGAGGCACGAUGAACGGGGCAGCGACAGUCACAGCCACCGAAGAUCAUCAACAUCAACAUCAGCAAGCGCAGAAUGAAACGGCUUCGGAGCAUCCACGGAGUCCCGCCAGUCCGCUAAGCGUUAGACACGACUCCGGCGAGAGCAGCGUCAUUUCCCCGGGUCUGCCAGAGCGUUACAGUCCUCUGGGGGCGACGGGAUCCACGUCCAGCCACGAUCCUUACGCCUCCCGAUCGGUCCAGGAGUGCCCGGUACCCCUCUGCAGAGGAAUGCCGACGGAUUUCCCUCUAGCCCGAUCACCGUACCUGACCGCGCUCGGGAAUGGUCAUCCGCAUUUGCUGGGUCAGGUGCAGCAUCAGCAGCAGCAGCAACAGCAACAGCCGCAGCAACCGCAGCACGGCAGCAAACCGCCGCGUAGUCUCGGACUGAUAUGUGUGGUCUGCGGCGACACUAGUUCCGGCAAACAUUACGGGAUACUCGCCUGUAACGGCUGCAGCGGCUUUUUCAAGAGGAGCGUCCGACGAAAGCUGAUAUAUAGAUGUCAAGCUGGUACCGGAAGGUGCGUUGUGGACAAGGCGCAUCGAAAUCAAUGUCAGGCUUGUCGUCUAAAGAAAUGUAUGCAAAUGGGAAUGAAUAAAGAUGCUGUUCAAAAUGAACGUCAGCCAAGAAACACUGCCACCAUCAGACCAGAAGCACUCGUAGAGAUGGACCAAGAACGAGCGCUGCGCGAAGCCGCCGUCGCCGUAGGUGUCUUUGGACCGCCCGUAUCCUUGGCCAUGGCGAGAUACACUACGCCACUACCUCUGCCUACAGUCGCACCAACAACAAAUUCCACAAACAAUGCAUCAACACCACCUCGACAAGACAACGAGGACGGAAACGCGUCCGAGGAUAGCAUAGAUGUAACAAACGAAGAGCCGUUGACACCUCAACGAAGCGGAUGUGCUCAGCUUCCACCGGUGCUGCCGUCGUUGUAUUCACCAGCCAGUGCCGAAACCGUUUACGAAACUAGCGCGAGGCUACUCUUUAUGGCAGUAAAAUGGGCGAAGAAUCUUCCCUCCUUUGCUGGCCUGCCAUUCAGAGAUCAGGUAAUAUUGCUGGAAGAAGUCUGGUCCGAGCUGUUUCUACUGAAUGCAGUUCAAUGGUGUCUGCCGCUCGAAUCUUCACCUCUCUUCAGCGCCGCUGAGCUUACUGCCCUGACCCUCUCGCCUCAUCCGCAUCCGCACUCAGGGCUGCAUCUGCAAACCACCACGGGGAAGCCCAGCCAAGUGGCGGCGGACGUCAGACACUUACACGACACCCUGCAGAGAUACAAGGCAGUCAUGGUCGAUCCUGCGGAAUUCGCUUGUAUGAAGGCCAUCGUUCUCUUCCGCCCAGUGGAUCAUGCCACUGCAAUCAUGUCACUAUUACCAUGA
Molecule: messenger RNA, 1843 nt
Organism: Wasmannia auropunctata (little fire ant)
Lineage: Eukaryota; Metazoa; Arthropoda; Insecta; Hymenoptera; Formicidae
Product: photoreceptor-specific nuclear receptor-like
Exons: 9
Coding region: 440-1843 (467 amino acids)
Biological process (GO): anatomical structure development; positive regulation of transcription by RNA polymerase II; cell differentiation
Molecular function (GO): zinc ion binding; RNA polymerase II cis-regulatory region sequence-specific DNA binding; nuclear receptor activity
Source: RefSeq, a predicted model, not a curated record